Aspergillus thermomutatus is the source of this 2286-nucleotide messenger RNA. Its product is annotated as transcription factor domain-containing protein. Lineage: Eukaryota; Fungi; Ascomycota; Eurotiomycetes; Eurotiales; Aspergillaceae. The coding region runs from base 1 to 2286 and encodes 761 amino acids. The record is from RefSeq and is a predicted model, not a curated record. Gene Ontology annotation, molecular function: RNA polymerase II cis-regulatory region sequence-specific DNA binding; zinc ion binding; DNA-binding transcription factor activity, RNA polymerase II-specific. Gene Ontology annotation, biological process: DNA-templated transcription; positive regulation of transcription from RNA polymerase II promoter by galactose. The transcript has 7 exons. Gene Ontology annotation, cellular component: nucleus.
AUGACCAGCUCAUCUUCUACCCAGCAACGCCCGGAUGAAGAGUCCGGAAACCGCCCGAAACGACGCAAAGUCGCGGUCGCUUGUGAUGAAUGUCGCGCCCGAAAGGUCCGGUGCGACGGCAUCCAACCCGAUUGUGGGCCGUGUACGAAGCGAUCAGAUGCGCGAUGUGUUUACACUGGUGAGCCGGAGAAACGAAGAGCCGUGCGCAACUACAUCGCUAGCUUGGAGGAUAGAAUCAAGCAUCUGGAGGCCCCGGGUUAUGUGCCGAGACGGUCGGACGAUGGGCAGCAGGCGUCACGCUAUACGCAGGCCUCACCUUCAGGUGUCCAGUCGUCGGGACCGCUCAGUCCAUCCCAAACAAUUCCUCUCAACCGGUUUGAUAGCAGAAAUGGCUUCUCUGCAGGCAAUGGAGGCCAACCAUCUCCAUCCUGCAGUCCCUGUCAAGGAAUGCAGCCAAGCAAUGCAGUUUGCCGUCACCCGAUGAACAACGGUACUCUGCACCCGUACCGGGGCCGAUCAGAACGACCUUCAGGCAUUGAGGGACGAGAUGAUGGCGUGAAUGCGAUGAUGGGUUCUCUGGAGGAGGAGCGCCAGACACAAGGAUUCUUUGGCAGCUCAAGUGCUGCCAGCUUCAUGCGUCAGAUCAAAACAGCUGUGGAAAAGAGGGUGGACUCACCCAACCGCCGAACAUCCGAGUCCAUACUGGGAACUACGCCGCAAUCGAGUCUUCUAUCCAGGAGGACCGAAAGACCCUCGUCCAUAUCCAACUACGUGCUUCCUCCAAGAAAAACAGCCGAUAGCCUUAUGGAGGUGUACUGGUGCUUUGUGUUUCCUCUCUAUCCGCUGGUAGACAGCAUUCACUUGCGAGCAGAGUACAGUAAGAUCUGGACCGGAGAAACGCUCAAUUCAGACGAGAAUAUGCUCAUGUGCACGUUCAACGUCAUCUUUGCUUUAGCCUGUCAAUUGGCUGAUUUCAUCCCGCCGGAUGAGCGUGAAGCCUCUGCAGAUGCUUUCUUCUCGCGCGCAAAAGACCUCCUACACUUCAACCUCUGGCAUAGUGGCUCUUUUGGUCUGAUCCAGUGCCUUCUGCUGAUGGCUCAGUACCUACAAAGUACCGACUCGGCACACCAAUGCUGGAUUGUUACUGGGUUGGCGAUUCGGAACGCUCAAAGUCUGGGCCUGCAUCUUCCACAGACCAUUGCCCGUCUAUCAAGCUUUCAAGAACAGCAACUAGCACGGAAAAUCUGGCACGGAUGUGUUCUUAUGGACAGGGUUAUCUCGAUGACGUUCGGACGACCAGCCAUGAUCUCUAAGGCAUCUUGUGGCUCUGUUCCGCUGCCGGCCACAGUGGACGAGGAGUACAUUCCCGCAGCUCUGGGUGGUGAAGUGAGACAACCCGCGGACCGUCCUUCAGUCAUGGCUUUCUACGCCAAGUCUCUUGAACUCUACGAGAUUCUGAACGAUAUUCUGCUCAGUCUCUACAAACCUGUUCCGGAAGAGAGCCCAGAAGACAUCUACGAUUUCUACUUCAACAAAGGACCAGAUGAAGGCGAACGUACGAUCUUCGAGCUCGAUCGAGCUCUCACCAAAUGGACUCGAAGCCUACCGUCUCAUCUUCGAGGAGCUACAUCCCCCAAGCCUGAGGAUGCCGUUUUCUACCACCAGAGUGUGGUUUUGAGAGCUCGAUUCCUACAUGUCCGGAUGCUACUGUUCAGACCAAUUUUGUCCAAGUAUUGUACUGCUCGCGAGAUCACACCCCACGAUCCGCUUAUCCUAGUGAAUGAUUCAUUUCCUCAUCGAGUUGCGCAGCAGUGCUCCGUAAUCUGCGUCAAGGCUGCGCAAGAGGUCAUUGAAUUGAUACACAGCAAUAUCCCUGCCGAUGGUACUUCCGGGCCACUUCCAGCCUGGUGGUACAAUAUUCUUUAUGUCUACACGGCGGCGACGGUCCUGAUCGCUGGCCGUCUCCGGUCAGCUAUCCUCGAAGAAGUAACAGAAACAGCGGUAACUAGAUCCUGGAACUGCGCCCUUGAAAUAUUGCGAAGAUACCACAGCUACAGCUCAUCCGCUCGACGGUGCGUCGCAGCUUUGGAGAUCCUCUACGAAAGAGUCGUGUCCGAAGGACCGGCACAGAAUGAGCCGCCGAACAAUGCUCAACCCAACCCUUCUAGCACCAUGAACGACAUGUCCCUUGGCGAAGGCAUGAAUGCAGUCUUGUUGGACGGGUUUGAUAUGCCUGAUUUUCAGGAUAUGUCGUGGCUGAACAGUGUGCCGAGUAAUCUUUAUUGA